AUGGAUGUGGUGGAGCUCAAGACGGUUCUGGACCAACACCACCCCGCGGUGGCCCGGGUCUUUCGCGAUAACGUCCCCGAGGUGGGCCUGCGGCGGUUGGACGGGUGGGUGUUGAGUUAUCUCCUGUGCAUGUUGGAGGGCCAGACCAUUCCCGAGUCCUACUUACCGGAGGAGACGAUUGAAUCCACGUUAAAAACCUACUUUACGGAGUUCGGCGUCUUUGCCUCCCCGGCGGCGAGGGAUCGGGGGGUGGCGGCGAUCACGGCGACGAUGCUCGCCGACGGGAUUACGCAAAAGCCGAAGGAAAUCCAGCGAUUGGCCAACGCGGUGAAUAUCAGCCGGCAAUACGAGGAAAGCCUCAAACGCGCGACGAUGAUGAAAGGGGUGGGGAAGGUCGCGGUGGCGAACACCAACGAGGACUGGACGUGGGAAACGAAGCGGAAUGCCGCCAAGGAUGUUCGAAAAAAGCGCAAGGAGGACGAGAAAAAGGCCCUGAUGGCCGAGGAGUACGAGGAGUUUUUGAAAAAGCGCGGGGUGGUGAACUCGCAGGUGAUCACCAAGCUCCACCACAAGUACGAGGGCGGGAAUUACUCCACGGACAUCCGCUGCGAGGAUAUUCAUAUUCACAUGGGCAAGCAAAACCUCCUCGAUCACACCGAUUUAAUCCUGUUGAGCGGGCAUAAAUACGGCUUAAUCGGGCGAAACGGCUCGGGCAAGACGACCCUGCUUCGGGCGCUGUCGGAGCGGGAGUUGGAGGGGGUGAGUCCGUUCGUGCAGAUCCUCCACGUCGAGCAGGAAAUCCUCGCCGGGGAGGAGACCCCCCUGCAGAUUCUUUUGUGCACCGACGUCGAGCGCGAGGCGCUGUUGAAGGAGGAGCAGGAAUUGCUCCGCCGGAACGACGACAAGGGGAACCUCCGACUAAAUCAGGUGUACGCGCGGCUGGACGCGAUUGACGCGCACAGCGCGGAGUCCGCCGCGGCGAUGAUCCUCAGCGGCCUCAGCUUUACCAAUGAAAUGAUGAAUAGCCCGACCAAGUUGCUUUCGGGGGGGUGGCGGAUGCGGGUGGCGCUCGCGCGCGCGCUUUUUGUCGAGCCCGACAUCCUUCUUCUGGAUGAGCCCACCAACCAUCUCGACCUGUUCGCCGUGUUGUGGCUCGAGCAGUUUCUCAAGGAGUGGAAGAAGACUUUUGUGGUCGUCUCGCACUCCCGGACUUUUUUAAACAACGUCUGCGAGGAGGUGAUUCAUCUGGUCGGGACGCAGCUGCGCUACUACAGCGGGAACUACAACCAGUUCGAGAUCACCCGCGUCGAGCAGGAACGCCAGCAGAAGAAGCAGUUCGACACGCAGGAAAAGCAGCGCGCCCACAUCCAGGCCUUUAUUGAUCGCUUUCGCUAUAACGCGAACCGCGCGCGGAUGGCCCAAUCCCGCAUUAAGGCCCUCGAGCGCAUGGAGUUGGUCGCGGAUGUCGUCUCGGACCCGCAAUUCGCCUUUAAAUUCCCCGAACCCGAGCUCGUGAGCGGGUCGUAUUUGGAGUUGUUGGACUGCGAAUUCGGGUUUAAGCCCGGCGUGAGCCUCUUUAAGGACGUUAACUUCGGCAUCGACGAUAACUCGCGCAUGGUGUUGGUCGGCGCCAACGGGGUGGGGAAGUCGACGUUAAUGAAUAUUUGUCUGGGCCGAUUGGAGCCGCGCGCUGGGACGGUGGUGCGGAACAAGAAGAUUCGAAUUGCGCAUUUCGCGCAGCACCACCUCGAGAGCCUCACCCCGCAAUUAUCCUCGCUUGAGUUCUUGCGGUCUAAAUUUCCUCACAUCGAGGAUCAGAACCUGCGCGCGCACCUGGGAAGCAUGGGUCUUUCCGGGGACCGCGCGAUGCAGCCCAUUUAUACCCUUUCCGGGGGCCAAAAAUCGCGCUUGGUCUUGUCCUGGAUUACGUUUACACGGCCGCAUAUGCUGCUUUUGGAUGAGCCCACCAAUCAUUUGGAUAUCGAUACCGUUAACGCACUCAUCGAGGCGCUUUUGGAGUACAAGGGAAGUCUUUUGGUGAUAUCCCACGAUGAGUUCUUCAUUACGUCGCUCUGCGAUGAUAUUUAUGUGUGCGAGAAUGAGCGGAUUAAAAAGUUUGAUGGGGACUUUGAGGCGUACCGGAACAGUAUUACAAAGCGGUUGAAAUAA
Messenger RNA from Phytomonas sp. Hart1, 2169 nucleotides. NCBI's taxonomy places the organism in Eukaryota, Euglenozoa, Kinetoplastea, Trypanosomatida, Trypanosomatidae. The record is from the annotation of a GenBank genome assembly.